Conger conger (European conger) is the source of this 5628-nucleotide messenger RNA. RefSeq names its product myosin VB (gene myo5b). Gene Ontology annotation, biological process: actin filament organization; vesicle transport along actin filament. NCBI's taxonomy places the organism in Eukaryota, Metazoa, Chordata, Actinopteri, Anguilliformes, Congridae. The record is from RefSeq and is a predicted model, not a curated record. Gene Ontology annotation, molecular function: ATP binding; microfilament motor activity; actin filament binding. Gene Ontology annotation, cellular component: vesicle; actin cytoskeleton; cytoplasm.
GCCGUGCAGUUCACGCCGGAACCUGAGGGUGGCUCGGUGCUGCUCAGUGUGCGGGCAAACUGCGCUCCGCUUCAGCCUCAGUCCUGCCAGUCAACACGGGAGACCGAGUCCAUGGAUACGGAAAGGAAGUAAAUUGGAGUCGUUGCUUUGAUACUUUUUUUAUGUUUAGCUCUCAUCUUCUUGGCUAAUGUUGGUGUACCCGAUCUGUGUUUUGAGGCGUUAUCUAAUCCUGUGGAACAGGUGCACACGGAUGGGAAAAGCACAGAUUCCAAACAGGAUUGAGAAAAUAAAAAUAUGCACCUGGUAAAAGAGGAAAAGGUCGGAAGUAGCUAACUAGCUUGCUAGCUAAGCAAAUAAAACGACGCGGCCAAAUAGCUUGGUAUUUUCAACUCGGAAACUCUUACCUGCAUCUGAAAAAUGGCGUCUGGACAACCAUCUUAUUAGAGGGGGAAUACUUAAUGUUAAUAUCGACAUUGUUAUUAUUGGCUUUUUUCCAAAAGGAAAAGUUUUUUACUUGAUGUUCGAGUAUUCUUAAGACAGGCGCGAGCUCGUCUAGUGGGACAAGAUGUCAGUGAACGAGCUCUUCACGCAGUACACCCGGGUGUGGAUCCCUGACCCAGAGGAGGUGUGGACAGCUGCAGAAAUCAUCAAAGACUACAAGGAGGGGAACCCCAUCCUGCACCUCAAACUUGAGGAUGAAACGCCGCUGGACUACCCCAUCGGGCCCAAAGACAACCAGCUGCCCUUCCUGCGCAACCCUGACAUCCUGGUGGGAGAGAACGACCUCACGGCUCUCAGCUACCUCCAUGAGCCGGCCGUGCUACACAACCUCCGAGUGCGCUUCCUGGAGUCCAAUCACAUCUACACCUACUGCGGGAUCGUUCUGGUGGCCAUUAACCCCUAUGAGCAGCUGCCCAUAUACGGGGAGGAGGUUAUCAACGCCUACAGCGGGCAGAACAUGGGGGACAUGGACCCCCACAUCUUUGCUGUGGCUGAGGAGGCCUACAAGCAGAUGGGCAGAGAUGAGAGGAACCAGUCCAUCAUCGUGAGCGGUGAGUCAGGAGCGGGGAAGACGGUCUCGGCGAAAUACGCCAUGCGCUACUUUGCCACGGUCGGCGGGUCGGCCAACGACACAAACGUGGAAGAGAAAGUGCUGGCCUCAAGUCCCAUCAUGGAGGCCAUCGGGAACGCCAAAACCACUCGCAAUGACAACAGCAGCCGCUUCGGGAAGUACAUCCAGAUCGGCUUCAGCCGGCACUACCACAUCAUCGGGGCCAACAUGAGAACGUACCUGCUGGAGAAGUCCCGGGUCGUGUUUCAGGCUGAGGACGAGAGGAACUAUCACAUCUUCUACCAGCUGUGUGCCUCUGCUGUGUUCCCGGAGUUCAAAGACCUGGCCUUGACCAGCGCGGAGGACUUUACCUACACCUCCAUGGGCGAGAACAUCUUCAUCGAGGGCGUGAACGAUGCCGAAGACUUUGAGAAGACCAGGCAUGCCUUCACUAUGCUGGGUGUGAAGGAGAGCCACCAGUCCAGCGUCUUUAAGAUCGUGGCAUCCAUCCUGCACCUUGGCAACAUAGAGAUUGAAUCUGAGAGGGACGGAGAGUCCUGUCAUGUCUCCUAUGGCGACCCCCACCUGCAGCACUUCUGCAGGCUGCUGGGGGUGGAGCAGGAGCAGAUGGAGCACUGGCUGUGUCACAGGAAGCUGGUGACCUCGUCCGAAACGUACGUGAAGAACAUGUCGAGUGUGCAGGCGGCGAACGCACGGGACGCCCUCGCCAAACACAUCUACGCCCAGCUCUUCCAGUGGAUCGUACACCACGUCAAUAAGGCCCUGCACUCCUCCUCCAAACAACACUCCUUCAUCGGGGUCCUGGACAUCUACGGGUUUGAAACGUUUGAGGUGAACAGCUUUGAACAGUUCUGCAUCAACUACGCCAACGAGAAACUCCAGCAGCAGUUUAACUCGCAUGUUUUCAAGCUGGAACAGGAUGAAUACAUGAAGGAGCAGAUCCCCUGGACCCUCAUAGAUUUCUAUGACAACCAGCCCUGCAUCGACCUCAUUGAAGCCAAGCUGGGAAUCCUGGAUCUCCUGGAUGAGGAGUGCAGGGUUCCAAAAGGAACGGAUCAAAACUGGGCCCAGAAGCUGUACAGCCGCCAUUCCAGCAGCGAACACUUUGAGAAACCUCGCAUGUCCAACACCUCCUUCAUCAUCAUUCACUUUGCAGACAAGGUAGAGUACCAGUGUGAUGGCUUCCUAGAGAAGAACAGAGACACCGUCUACGAGGAGCAGAUCAACAUCCUGAAGGCCAGCAAGUUCCAGCUGGUGGCAGACCUGUUCCAGGAUGGGAAGGACGUGCCCAUCCCCACGACAACCAGCAAGGGCUCACGCAUCAAUGUGCGUCCGGCCAAACCGGGCCUUAAAGCCCCCAACCGGGAGCACCGAAAGAGCGUGGGUCACCAGUUUCGGAGUUCUCUGCAGCUGUUGAUGGAGACUCUAAAUGCCACCACCCCUCACUAUGUGCGCUGCAUCAAACCCAAUGAUGAGAAGGAACCAUUUUCGUUUGACUCCAGGAGGGCGGUGCAGCAGUUGCGUGCGUGUGGAGUGUUGGAGACGAUCCGCAUCAGUGCUGCUGGCUACCCAUCCAGGUGGACAUACUCAGACUUUUUCAGCAGGUACCGAGUUCUGAUGAAAAAGAAGGACAUCGUGAACGCAGAUAAGAAGGUGGCGUGUAAAACGCUGCUGGAGACUUUGAUCAAGGACCCGGACAAGUUCCAGUUUGGAAAGACCAAGAUCUUCUUCCGAGCGGGACAGGUGGCGUACCUGGAGAAGCUUCGGGCCGACAAGUUCCGCUCGGCCUGUGUCCAGAUCCAGAAGGUGGUGCGCGGCUGGCUGCAGAGGCUCCGGUACCGCAGGGUCCACAAGAUGGCCGUCACCCUGCAGCGCUGGCGCGGGUACCUGGCCCGCAGAUAUGCAGAGUAUCUGAGGAUGACGCGUGUGGCUCUGGUGAGUCAGAAGCAGUACCGCAUGGUGCGUGAUCGCCGUGCCUUCCUGCGUGUCAGACAGGCUGUGGUCACCAUGCAGGCCUACACCAGGGGCAUGUUCACCCGCCGGAUCUACCAGGAGUUCCUGCUCCACCACAAGGCCACGCUGAUCCAGAAGACGCUGCGGGGCUGGCUCCAGCGGAAGCGGUUCCGCCGGGCGCGGGACGCCGCCGUGGUGAUCCAGUGUGCGUUCCGCUGCAUGCAGGCCCGCCGGCAGCUCAAGCAGCUGAAGAUCGACGCGCGCUCAGCGCAGCACCUCAAGAAGCUCAACACUGGCAUGGAGAACAAGAUCGUCCAGCUGCAGAGGAAGAUGGACGACCAGAAUAAAGAGCACAGGACCCAGAACGAGCAGCUCUUGGUGACGAACACCACCCUGGGCACAGAGGUCACCAAGCUGCAGAAGGUGCUGGAGACCAUGCGUAGUCGCCAGGGAGACGGGAAUCAGCUGAGCUCCCUGCAGGAGGAGCUGGACCGGCUGAGGGCGGAGCUGCAGGAGGCGCACGCCCUCAGGGAGAAGCAGGAAGACGAGCACAGCCACGAGAAACAGAGCCUGGAACAGAGAGUGGAGGAGCUGGAGAGAGAGAACUCUCUGCUGAAAGAGGAGAAAGAAGAAAUGAACGAGAGAAUCCUUCACCAGUCCCGAAGCACAGAAGACCAGGAGAGCAGCGUCUCUCAGAAAGAGGCCAGGUUUCGGGCGGAGCUGGACGAGGAGCGUCUGCGGUACCAGAACCUGGUGAAGGAAUACUCCCGCCUGGAGCAGCGCUACGACAACCUGCAGGAGGAGCUCUCUCUGCCCAAGUUUCAGCCAGGCCACAGGAGGAAUCCAUCCAAUCAGAGCAGUUUGGAGUCGGACUCAAACUACACCUCCAUCUCCACCUCUGAGAUAGGUGACACGGAGGACUCCAUUCAACUGGUGGAGGAGAUGGGUCUGGAAAAGGCUGCGAUGGACAUAUCUCUGUUCAUGAAGCUGCAGAAGAGGGUGAGAGAGCUGGAGCAGGAGCGGAGGAGGCUGCAGACCAGCCUGGACAAGAGUGAGGAGCUCAAACGCAAGGGUUCAGAGCACAAAGGUUCCACAUCUGACCAGGAGUACAGCCCAGAUGCAGCAUACGACAGUCUGAAGAGGCAGGAACUGGAGUCUGAAAACAAGAAACUGAAGAAUGAUCUCAACGAACUGCGGAAAGCCAUGGCCAACCUCGCCUCCCAAGGCAGCUCAUCCAAUGAGCUGCAGGAUGGCUAUAACCUGCUGCUUAACCAGCUGAAAGCAGCCAAUGAGGAGCUGGACGUGCGGAAGGAGGAGGCGCUCAUACUUCGAGCACAGAUCGUCAGCGUCUCUCAGCAGAAGGAGGCAGAGGAUCUCACGCAGGAGGGUGGUGAUGUACCCGGAUGGACCAACAGCAGCAAGCUCCUGGAGAAGGAGGAAGACCUGCAGGGCAACCACAGCCUGAGUGAGGCCAAGAAGCUCCUGGAGGCCCAGCUGCAGUCUCAGGUGCGGAAGCACGCGGACGAGCUGGAGGCCCUGCGCACGCAGAACGAGCUUCUCCGGGACGACCUGGAGAAGCGGCAGGAGGCCCUGACCCAGCUGCUGGCCCUGCCCCCGGACACAAAGGUGGAGUACAGCAUCCAGCAGGAGAUCACCCGGCUCACCAACGAGAACCUGGACCUGAAGGAAAUGGUGGAGAAACUGGACAAGAACGAGCGCAAACUGAAGAAGCAGCUGAGGAUCUACAUGAAGAAGGUCCAGGAGCUGGAAGUGUCCCAGGCAGCCGCACAGGCAGCCAGGGCUCGCCCAGAGCUCACCCGUCAGGUGACCGUGCAGCGCAAGGAGAAGGAGUUCGAGGGCAUGCUGGAGUACAGCAAGGAGGAUGAGCUGCUGCUGGUCAGGAACCUGGUCUCAGAUAUGAAGCCCCACACAGUGUCGGCCACGGUGCCCUGUCUGCCAGCCUACAUCCUGUUUAUGUGCAUCCGCCAUGCGGACUACAUUAACGAUGACCAGAAAGUGCACUCCCUGCUCACCACCACCAUCAAUGCCAUCAAGAAGGUUCUCAAGAAACACAACAAUGACUUUGAGAUGACAUCCUUCUGGCUGGCCAACACCAGCAGACUCCUGCACUGUCUGAAGCAGUACAGUGGGGAUGAGGCGUUUAUGACCCAGAACACGACCAAGCAGAAUGAGCACUGCUUGAAGAACUUUGACCUGGCAGAGUACCGGCAGGUCCUGAGCGACCUGUCCAUCCAGAUCUACCAGCAGCUAAUCCGGGUGGCAGAGGCAAUAUUACAGCCCAUGAUUGUGUCGGCUAUGUUGGAGAGCGAGAGCAUCCCAAGCCUUGCGGGUGUGAAGCCCAUGGGCUACCGGAACCGGUCCUCCAGUAUAAACUGCGAGAGCGGGGGUCCGGUGGGGUACACGCUGGAGGCGCUGAUCCGCCAGCUGGGCCAGUUCUCCAGCACCAUGGGGGCCCACGGGCUGGACCCUGAGAUCUCCCAGCAGGCCGUGCGGCAGCUCUUCUACUGCAUCAACGCCGUGACGCUCAACAACCUGCUGCUGCGCAAGGACGUGUGCUCCUGGAGUACAGGCAUGCAGCUCCG